UUUCUGGGGAAAUUUCUUGAACGCCUCAAAUGUUGAAACGGUUUAAGCGAAACAGGGAGGAGCUGGUGGUUAUUAUCGCGGAUGUGAACACAUAUUUAUGCACUUUGGUUUGACUUGACGCUGGCCGUUUGCUGAGCAGGAUGAUUGAUGUACGAGCAUGGGCAGAGUAUGUUGUGGAGUGGGCUGCCAAAGACCCCUACGGUUUCCUCACCACCGUCAUAUUGGCUCUGACCCCUCUGUUCAUCGCCAGCGCGCUGCUGUCCUGGAAACUGGCCAAGAUGAUCGAGGCACGUGACCGCGAACAAAAGAGAAAGCAGAAGCGUCAGGAAAACAUAAACAAGGCCAAGAGGAAGAAGGACUGAAUCCACCGGAGGAACGGGGGGUCGCGAUGGGGGGGUGAAGGAACCGAGCGAGCUCGUCCCAGCCCUACUGUCAACACUGGGCUGCUAUGCCUCAUGUCCAAGAGGAAGGACGCUGGCCCCUUGGACUUGACAGUGGACAGUGCUGUCCCUGUGGGACUCUGGUCAGCAGGAGCCCGGUGGUCCUCUGGUUCACUUUUUCUACAGAGAUCUCUGGUUUUAUCUGUGCAGCUGCUAAAACGUUGCAUUACAUAUUAACAUCCCUGGUCUCCUAAAUUAACCUGAUAAUAAUAAUGAUGAUGAUGAUGAUUAUUGGAAGAUGUUCUGUAUCAGUUACCAAAAUUCAAACUUUCUGAUCAAUAAAAUGUUCAUGGUUAAUAGAAUUAAAUGCCUUUUAAUAAUUGGUUCUUUUGAUUCUGUACAUCACAGAUCUGAAUGAAGAUAUACUUUGAAAAAUAUUUCUAAAUAAAUCAGAUGGAGAUAAAAUCGAGAGGAGCUUCCUGUAUGUUUUUGCUUACAGAGAUAAUUUUAUUUCUGGAUUUUUAAGGUUCUUUUACUGGGUUUUCUUUAACUGCCCUGACCACUCUUAUUUAGAUAAAAAAAAAAAGAAUUCCAUAGAAUAUCAAAAGAAACCCAUUUUUUUUCGAUAAUGAAUUAAGAGAUUAUCCCCAUUUAUGCAUCAAAAUAAAUAUCUUUAACCCUUAUCUGAAUAACAAACUAAAAGGUUUUUACUUAAAAUAAGUGUAAAAGGUGUUGGGCAGAAAACGAUGGCAUUUUUUAGUUUUGAUAUGAAUAAGGAAAUCUUACGUUUUGUGUUGGUUGACUUGUGGAACAGCAAUUAGCAGAAAAUAUUUUGAUCUCUGAUUGUGUUCUUGAGUCUUAAUUGAAUUAAACUUGGCCUGUUGUAAAAA
Messenger RNA from Poecilia reticulata (guppy), 1270 nucleotides. It is a transcript of the gene smim15, whose product is annotated as small integral membrane protein 15. The record is from RefSeq and is a predicted model, not a curated record. Lineage: Eukaryota; Metazoa; Chordata; Actinopteri; Cyprinodontiformes; Poeciliidae.